AUGCAGUUCACCACCAUCGCCCUUCUUUUCUCCGCUGCUUUCACUGUCUCAGCCGCCCCAGGCCCUGACACUCUCGCUAAGCGUAGCUGCUGGACCUUGACUGGCAAUGAGCUUAAAAUCUGCCAAGAUGCCUGCAAGGUUACCUGCGACGUUGCCACUGGUGGCAUUGCACGAAAGCUCUGCAAGGCUGCUUGCGAUGCUCCUCCGCUUAAGGCUCGUGACAACGAGGUCGUCGCUGAUGCCAUCGAUGCGCGAGGCAUUGGAAAGAAGAUCUGUGAUAUUAGUUGUGAUGUUACCUGCAACUCCACUGUCCUCGCUCUUGACCAGCUUGAGUGCCUGAAGAUCUGCAAGGCGAAGUGCUAA
This is a messenger RNA of Exserohilum turcica Et28A, 363 nucleotides long. RefSeq lists its product as uncharacterized. The transcript has 4 exons. Lineage: Eukaryota; Fungi; Ascomycota; Dothideomycetes; Pleosporales; Pleosporaceae. The record is from RefSeq and is a predicted model, not a curated record. Bases 1 to 363 code for a protein of 120 amino acids.